Messenger RNA from Psilocybe cubensis, 3705 nucleotides. RefSeq lists its product as uncharacterized. The transcript has 20 exons. Lineage: Eukaryota; Fungi; Basidiomycota; Agaricomycetes; Agaricales; Agrocybaceae. Gene Ontology annotation, cellular component: condensin complex; condensed chromosome. Bases 1 to 3705 code for a protein of 1234 amino acids. Gene Ontology annotation, biological process: mitotic chromosome condensation. The record is from RefSeq and is a predicted model, not a curated record.
AUGGCGCCGUCCUCGAAGGGUAACCCGAGCAAUGUGCUCGAGACGUUGUUCGAGUCGGUCGCCGCCAUCUUCGACCAGGUCCAGCUCUCGGUAGCCAACCACAAGAAGAAUUGCGUGGCACUGUAUAAACUGCACAUCAGCACGGUCGACAUCAAGGAGCCCGGAAAGCACGGCAAGCGCACCAAGCUCAUAGGCGAAAGGACGUUCCAGGAUGUGUUUAUCGAUAUGAUUAGUCGGGUGUUGGUGGUGAAGAAAGGUCCAGCUACUGCGGAUAAGACUAUUAAAUAUGUGGGGGCGUUUAUGAAGUAUAUGAAUGAAAAAGCUAUUGAAGCAAGGGUUAAAGCAAUAGAGGCUGCGGAAAAGGCAGGCACGACUCUGAGCGACGAAGACGAGGAUACACCAACUUCAAGAUUCAACUCUCGCAUGCUGAAAUGGCUAUCCCAGGGCUUUGUUGCAAAGAACAAGAUCGUACGAUUUAGCGAAGACGCGUAUAACGAACUACGGGAUGGUUUGAUUGAUCGUCUCAAUGAUAAAGAAGUAUUGGUUCGGACACACGCCACGAUCGCGCUUUCCAAGCUGCUGGGAGGCGAAAUUACAGAGGAAGUUCCUGAAGCUGAGCAAAUCAUCGUUCAAACACUACUAGAAACCCUCUCAACUGACCCUGCCGCUGAGGUUAGAAGAGCAAUCCUUCUCAAUAUCCCUCUCAUGCCAUCCACCUUGAGCGCCGUCCUCUCCCGCACGCGCGACGUCGACGCUGUAACACGAAAACUUGUCUAUAGCUCAGUCCUUCAAGUCAAAUUGGGACAUCCACGUCACCUCUCUAUAGCUCAGCGAGAACUUGUUGUCAAAGACGGUUUGGGCGACCGCGAGCCGGCUGUCAGAGUUGCCGCGGGCAAACUCGUGACGUCGUGGUACGAGAUGGUUCUAGGGGAGGAGACAGAAUCCAAGAAAAAGAAGGAGAACGAGGAAGGAAACGAAGGCGUUAAAGAGGAAGAAACAGAGGAAGAGCCUGAAAAGGAGAAAGAAAAGCCAACUUGGGUGGGAGAUGACGCUGGUGUGAUGAAGGCUUUAGUUCGCUUCUUGGGUCUCUUCGAUGUAAUAGGCGGAGAGGCCGUUGCUGCUGACGCCGUGCUCUCUGUUUUCACCACGCGACCUGAUUUGCCAGAUGUUUUCACUUUCUCAGAGGCUUUCUGGAAGAAUUUGACACCUGAAUCAGCCACCCUCGCCCGAAUUUUUGUCGAACAUUGCCACAGUACCGAAAACGAAGCUCGGCUUGAGUCAUCCUCUCUACCAGUGGUUACAGCGUUCGCCUUCGUCGCUAUGGAAGCCUAUAACGGUGUUUUGGGUGUUUUGGAGGAAAUUGAAACUGCAAGGCUUCUACAAGCCGGGCAGGAGGAGGAAAAUGAAGAACUGGAAGAGGAGCUCGCGAAACGCGAGGUUAUUUUGAGUGAACUCCUCAAAAUGGCGCUUAAGUUUGACUACGGUGAUGAGAUUGGACGGAGGAAGGUGUUCACUGUCGUCAAGGACAUGCUUGCCCAUCCCCAACUGCCUCCGGCACUCAUUGAACGCUGCCUUGACGUCCUCAAAGAAAUCAUGCCCUCGGAACGUGAUCUGAUCCGCGUCAUCGUAGAAAUAGUGGUUGAACUUCGGGAAGGCGAAGACGACGGCGAAAACGCCGAUGAACCUCCUAUCGAUGAUAAUCAGUCUGAUGUGUCUCAAGCCACUAUUAAGAAGCCUCGGAAGAAAAGUCGUGAUGAUAUGACCCCUGAAGAGCGCACGCGGGCGGAUUUGACGGAUGUUCGGUGCCUCAUGCUAUGUAUAGCUAUGUUGGAGCGCGUGAAUGGCACUUUUGAGGACAAUUCCACCCUUGAAGGUAUACUAGGCGACCUCAUCAUUCCAUGUGUGAAGAGGAAGGAGCUCGCGAUGAGGGAAAAGGCGCUUGUCAGUCUUGGGUUGUGCUGCCUGAUUGCCAAGAAUAUGGCUUUGAGCUCUUUCCAACUUUUCCUCAGCCAAGCGCAGAACGCGCCCACGGAGCUGAAAAUUCAGGUGCUGAAGAUUAUCAUGGACCUUUUGAUCAUGUAUGAUCAAGAAUUCUUUGGCCGCUCGGAAGAGACGGCCAAACAAAUUGUGGAUUUCUUAUUGCAGAUUCUUGAAACUGAGGAAUCUGCCGAAGCUCAAGCCGUCAUUGUGACUGGCUUAUGCAAACUUCUUCUCCCAGGGAUAAUUACUGAAACCAGGGUUCUGACCUCGCUCGCGCUGGUGUAUAUCUCACCUGCUACCUAUGAAAACCAAGAACUUCGUCAAUGCCUAUCUUAUUUCUUCCCCGUCUACUCAUACUCCGUGGCUGCCAACCAAAUUAGAAUGUCUUCCGUCUUCAUGGCGACAUUCGACCUCGCGCUUCGUAUGCAUGAAGAACUUGAUGAUGACCAGGAAAUGAUAUCGCCCUAUCAGUUCGGCCUCCUGAUGAUUGACUGGACGGACCCGCAGAAAUCUGUCGGAAUUAAAAAUGAGGAGACUAUGCACCUGCCCCAUGUUAACCUUGCAGUGGAAAUUUUGGUCGCCCUUUACGAUACUGAUCGCACAGUUGAUGUGCAGAAAAUGCUGUGUCAGCUUUUGGGCCAGCUGCAGAUUGGACCUGGAUUGGACAAUCGCUCAAUUCAUAAACUCAAUAUCCUGCUUUCCAACCACGAAGAGCAAGCACCCUUUGAAAAUGUAGCCGUCGAGAAGAUCUUUGACCGCUUCAAAAACAAGUUCACGACCAUGUUCGAGAAGGAGCUGAAAGAGAUCGAUCCACUGCAGUACGCAGAUGACGAAUUUAUAGAUCUGUACCAGCGCAUUGGCGUCGAUGCUCCUGAGCAAGGAUACGAUGGCAAGGUCCGCUUCCGCUCGAAAAAUAAACGGGGAGCUUUAAUGGUUGAGGAGGAGGAUGAAGACGAUGAGGAGGAGGAGGAAGGUGAUGAAGAGGAAGAGGUUGACGAGGAUGAGGAGGAGGAGGCGGCAGAGGAGGAGGUUGGUGGUAAUGAGGCGGCAGAACAAGAAGCGGCCGUUGUGGCGGAAGAUGAAGAUGCUGUCCAGGCUCCAACAGAGGAAGAUCAGGCUACUGAUAAAGCAGAAGAAAGCGAGGCUAAUAACGAAGAGCCUGAGGAAGCACAUGACGAGGAAAGUCCCGCAAAUUCUCCAACGCCGCCUCCCAAGCGAACUCGCAAACCGCCUGCUCGUAAAGCUGCCGCCAAACCCAAAGGGAAAGCUGGAUCGCGUAGCCGUAAAGCAGCUGCGGUCCCAGAAGAGACCGAAUCCCUGAAGUCUGAUGAAGAAAAUAUUCCCCCUCCUGUGGAAGUCGUCGCUACGCCUAAAAAGAAGAAGGGUGUAAAGAGAGCACAUACGCCGGGUUCUGGCCAAGUUACCUCUCCCGGUAAUCGCAAAAGGACAAGGGUUAAAGCUCCUCUAAAAUCGACCAAGGAAGUGACGUCGGAAGAAGAAUACGACAGCCCCUCUCCCAGCCCCGCAAAGCCUCCCGCGCGACAAACAAGAAAUGGCAAAGGCAAAGGUCGACUCGUCCCAAUCAAAGAGCCCACGCCUCAGAUAAGCUCGGACGAGGAAGAAGCAGACGAGGUAGCGGAUACACUAGCCAGUCCGAUGUUGACACCCACUCGCGCGACCGCAACCGCAGCCUCCUCUGACGACUUUGGUGGAUACUCUGAUUAA